Molecule: messenger RNA, 3758 nt
Organism: Eurytemora carolleeae
Lineage: Eukaryota; Metazoa; Arthropoda; Copepoda; Calanoida; Temoridae
Product: serine-rich adhesin for platelets
Exons: 25
Coding region: 63-3407 (1114 amino acids)
Biological process (GO): proteolysis
Molecular function (GO): zinc ion binding; metalloendopeptidase activity
Source: RefSeq, a predicted model, not a curated record
UGUUGAGAUAUGAGAUAAUAUUUUUUCAAUUGCAUCCCAAAGUUAGAACUGAGCGGAUUACAAUGGUUCAUAGGUUACUAAUGAUAUCAAUCUUUUUCCAAACACAGAUGAUAAGAGGAGAAGGGGUCAAGGAAAACCAGACUCUAUUCACCGACCUAAUGUUGGAAUUAGUUGGGCCCCAGCCUGAUGUCCCCUCUUCUAUGGAAAUGUUGGCUGUAAAUAUUUACAACGAAUCUAUAGUUGAGGAGGGACAACUGAAUGAAGACUUGAUUGAUGCUGCGGCUAAUGCUCUUGGUACUGAAGAUGAUCUGAAGAUCGCUGAUCGAGGAAGAUCAAGUGUUGGAAGAUCAAGGCGAAGUGUUCAAAGAAAUAUUAAGUAUCGUUGGCCUAACAGUCUUGUUCCAUACAGAAUUGAUCCUAGAUUUGAUGCAGCGCAAACUUCUAUCAUUGAUGAAGCUAUGCGAUUUAUAGAGUCUGAAACCUGUAUAAAGUUUCGAUCAAAAAGAGAAACUGAUCAAGAUUGGGUUGAUUUUGUUAAAACUACAACAGAUAGAUGUUUCACUAAUCUCAGAUAUGAAGGGCCUGGACAUGGAGCUCACUACAUCACCCUUCAAGAUUCUCCGGACAGUCUUUGCUCUGUCGGAAGGGUGACUGUGCUUCACGAGCUAUUACAAAUACUGGGAAUGUCGCAUGAACAUCAGCGACCGGAUAGAGAUCAAUUUAUCACCAUCAACUGGACAAACUUACAGCUUGGCAUUGCAAACAAAUACUGGAAAGACUCCUGGGAUACUGACGAUAUUUCAAAUAAAACGAUAUGUAGUUUGGAUGGUGUGACCCAGUCAACUGCUAAUUUUGAUGAUUGUAUCAGUGGUAACAUUGUGAGGAAAAUGCGUUCCGGUACAUACGAUUAUGUGUCUUUUAUGCAUUUUGGACCGAAUAGAUUUGCUGUUGAUAAAACAAAACCAGUUUUCCGUUCUAAUUAUCCUGUACCAAAUAUUGGCAGCCCUGGGCUCAGCACAGCUGACUGGAACAAGAUAAGACAAGCUUACUAUUGUGAUUUGAGAGAACCGCUAAGAGACUGUUCUCAAUAUUAUCUGGAGAUUAGAAUAGGAACCAUGUCAGGGCCCUUGGUUGGAAAAUACUGCAAGGGGUUUCCAUUGCCUGGUCAGCUAGUGUUGAAAUCAAACAGGGUCUGGAUGAAGUGGGUCUCCUCUCAACUUUUUCAAGCUUCGGAAACUCUGCAAGGAACAUGGAGAAUAAAUCAAAUAACAUGUGCCUGUGAUACUAUAAAAAUGGAUAAUGUGGAUGUUCUAGAAUUAAAUGUAUUCUAUGAUAAGACAGCAACAGUUGUUGGUGGCAAAUCAGUUUAUCAGAGUGGUAAUUAUUACCUAUUCUGGAAUACAGACAUAAAUAAAUGGUUAAUAUCAACAUCAACAAAUACUACUGCAGCAUAUACAACAAAUGAGUUAGAGUAUUUUUGUCCGGAAGAUUUGGCCUCUGGAUGGAGUUAUGUUAAAGAUGGCAAGUUUGUGCCAAGUACCUCUGCUUCUAUGAGAUGUAGUGAUUGUACAAAAUAUCCAACAGCUCCUGAAUGCGAAUCCUGUUCUUGUGAUAACAUCAGAUUGGAAAACAUGGAAUCUACCACCCUAAAUGGUUUCUAUAAAAAGUCUGACACUUUAACUAAAGAAGGAAGAUCAGUUUACGAAAGUAAAAAUUGGGUCAUAUUUUGGAAUAGUCUGUUUAAAGGAUGGACAAUUUCUAAUUCAAUAGAUAGUAACAGUGCAGCAGCAUACAAUCAGAUUGAUUCCAACUGUCUUGAAGAAUUAACAUCGGGAUGGCUUUACUAUUCAGCAUCAGCUCAAGGUUUUGUUGCAAGUGUUUCUGGUUCAGUACGGUGCAGUGAUUGUACAAAGUACCCUGAUGCUCCAGAAUGUGUGACUUGCGAUUGUGACAAAAUAAAAAUGGAAAACUUUGAACUUCAGCCAUUGAAUAUUUUCUAUGAUAAGACAGCAACAGUUGUUGGUGGCAAAUCAGUUUAUCAGAGUGGUAAUUAUUACCUCUUUUGGCAUACAGAUAUAAAUAAAUGGUUAAUAUCAACUCAAACAGUUACUACUGCAGCAUUUUCAUCAAAUGAGUUAGACCUUUGUCCAGAAGAUUUGGCCUCUGGAUGGAGUUAUGUUAAAGAUGGCAAGUUUGUGCCAAGUACCUCUGCUUCUAUGAGAUGUAGUGAUUGUACAAAAUAUCCAGAAGCUCCUGAAUGUGAAUCCUGUUCUUGUGAUAACAUCAGAUUGGAAAACAUGGAAUCUACCACUCUAAAUGGUUUCUAUAAAAAGUCUGACACUUUAACUAAAGAAGGAAAAUCAGUUUACAAAAGUGAAAAUUGGGUCAUAUUUUGGAAUACUCUGUUUAAAGGAUGGACAAUUUCUAAUUCAAUAGACAGCAAUAGUGCAGCAGCUUAUAAUCAGAUUGAUUCCAAAUGUCUUGAAAAAUUAACAUCUGGAUGGCUUUACUAUUCAGCAUCAACUCAAGGUUUUGUUGCAAGUACAUCUGGUUCAGUACGGUGCAGUGAUUGCACAAAGUACCCUGAUGCUCCAGAAUGCGUUACUUGUGCUUGUGACAAAAUAAAAAUGGAUAACUUAGAACUUCAGCCAUUAAAUAUUUUCUAUGAUAAGACAGCAACAGUUGUUGGUGGCAAAUCAGUUUAUCAGAGUGGUAAUUAUUACCUAUUCUGGAAUACAGACAUAAAUAAAUGGUUAAUAUCAACUUCAACAAACACUACUUCAGCAUUUACAACAAAUGAGUUGGAGUAUUUUUGUCCAGAGGAUUUGGCCUCUGGAUGGAAUUAUGUUAAAGAUGGCAAGUUUGUGCCAAGUACCUCUGCUUCUAUGAGAUGUAGUGAUUGUACAAAAUAUCCAGCAGCUCCUGAAUGCGUUACAACUGCAACUGCAACUACAACUACAACUACAACUACAACUACAACUACAACUACAACUACAACUACAACUACAGCUCCAACCACAACUACAAUUAUAACUACAUCUACCACUACCACUACAACUACAACUACAACUACAACUACAACUACCACUACAACUACAACUACAACUACAACUACAACUACAACUACAACUACAACAUCAACUGCUUCUUCAAAUAUAUCUGCUUCUAUAACAGAAAGUUCAUCUAAAACAAUUACUAGUUUCCCUGCUACUUCUACUACAAACCAAAUCAAGGAUCCCUGCCUGUCGUGUAAACAAGUUAUUGAUGGUGCCCUAGCUGGCUUGUAUAGACUCAAGGAGACAAACUACCUUGGUUGUUUGGACGGCUGUUUGUAUGAGUUUGGUGCAGAAUUCUACUGUUUCCAAACAGGAGAUCUGAGAGUGGAUCCUUAUCCUACAUGCAACUAAACUCUUGCACGGAGUCUGCAACAAAAGGGGGGGGUGGGGGGGGGGGGAAUUUAUCACCCCACCCCCUACCCCUACACCACUUUUUUAAUGAUUCCAUCGACCAGAUUUUAUAAAUAUCAUGAUGUAGGCUGUAGCCUAGCGGAAAUAGUUUAACCAAUUAUGUUGUGCGCAUGUUCAGUUCAACCACAUGUUUAAGCUAAAGAGAAUUGGUUGAACAACGUCUAAGUGGUUCAACCAUGUCUUGUUUUUUAUUUAAUCUGGAGCUUUGAAUUUGGAUUUGUAUUGGAAAAUGUAAUUUAACUUAAUAAUCAAACAUAUCUUAUAUUUUAAUAAAUCAUCAGUUUUAAUGCA